AUGCUUGAAGGAAUUAGGGGGUAUAUGAUGGAAAGAGUGGUGAUCAAGUAUAAUAUGCUGCAUGGGAGUACUGUUGAGUUGUGUCCGAGAAUAAGGAAACGUUUAGAGAAGGAGAAGGAGUUUGCUAGGCUGUGUGUAUCUAGGCAAUCUCACAAUAUGAGAUGUGAAGUUAAAAUGGGGGCUGAAGGGUACAUUGUAGACCUGACUUCAAAGGAGUGCAGCUGUGUGUAUCUAGGCAAUCUCACAAUGCAAGGGCAUGCCCAGCACCUGCUGCUGUCGUUGCUGCUCGAACUGUGGAACCAAGCUGCUGUCACAAGGAAUGGACCUGCUGCUGCCACAAGGAAUGCUGCUGCUGCUGCCACAAGGAAUGUUGUUGUUGCUGCUCCACAUAAUGAGAGUCAACCAAGGCAGAGGAGAGGCAACCACUGCUCCAAGUGUGGCUCUGCCACACACAAUGCCAGAACAUGUCCGUUGAACAGGGGAGUGGGAAUACAAGAUGUGAGGUUGAAUGUUGGCGAUCGUAUUACGAUUGAAAGGGAGCUUCGUCAAGCAACAAGAGGAAUUGGUGUUUAUGUUGAUGAGACCACUGGUAAUCAAUAUGUUAGGCUGAAUGGGGCAAAUGGGAGAUUUGUUGGGAAUCCACCUCCAACCCAACCUACUGAGAUGGAUCUGCCAGGGAGCCAGCCGUCACCAACCCAACCUUAG
This is a messenger RNA of Linum trigynum, 705 nucleotides long. NCBI's taxonomy places the organism in Eukaryota, Viridiplantae, Streptophyta, Magnoliopsida, Malpighiales, Linaceae. The record is from the annotation of a GenBank genome assembly.